AUGAAGCGGCACUCUGAAAGUUGCUCAUGCACUAAUUGCGCUUAUAAAAGUCGUUCAAAGAGACCAUCCGUGCAACAAAUUGUAGCGGAUGGCACGCGAAUUGAUAAGCUCUUUUACGGUAAAUAUUUACCUUUGAGAGAAAGGAAAUUACUCGAGAAAUUGGUUAGAACUCGUGCUGUCUAUGAUAAUGUAAAAGAUCGACUACUUUCUGCCAGUGGAAGUAGUGAUCUCACAAGAUCAGAUUACACUGGUAAAAGUCGAGCAUAUUACAGAAAUAGGAAAAAGAAAAUGAUUGAAGUCACUGAUAGAGGAGAAAUCAGAUCAUCGAAUACCAGCAAACUAAGUAGCUGUUGUAAUUGUUGUUCAUGUAGUUCUCUUAAAAAAAUUAAAGAAAGUAUUGAGAAGCAUCCUCAUGUACAUAAGCAUUACGUACCUUAUGAAAAUAUUGCAAAGUAUAGUAAGAACGAUGAAAUGCGAGCAAAGGCUAGGCGUAGACGAUUGGGUUCGAAGAUAAGUGAAAAAAUGAGAGAUUUGCGUUAUAAAUCCAAAAACAUUCGUUCAGACCCCUGUUUUUGUACAUUAUCUUUGAUAAAAUUUUCAUCUAAAAGGUCAAUUAAAAAACUUAAAUCGAAAGAAGAUGCAAAGAGAAGUAUUGGACCAACAAUAUCAUUUGCAGAAUCAGAAUUAGAACGUAGAAGUAAAGCAGGGCAAAAAUUAAGAAGCAUCCAACAAUCUAUAGUAAACAGUAUAGAAACACGUUUUAAAAUAAAAAAAGAUUCUCUUAGUUUAUUUAGAGCAAAACUUAGAAAACGUGCUAUGAGACGCAGGAGGCACGAUUCAGAGUCUUACACACCGGAGUUUAGACCUAGACGUCGUAGACGAAAAAAGAAAAGCCAUCAUAGACUUUCUGGAAUAUACGUUAAAAGUGUAACUUCUGCAACUUCUAAGCCAAAGUUUAAAACUUCAGCAGUAAAAAUGAAAUCGAAGCGAAAAAUGAGGAAACGGCAUAAAAGUAAAGGAAAAAUGAUGAUAAAUCGAGAAAGUCAAGUCUCUGUUCUCGGUAAAAUUACUAGCAAACCCUCACAAUAUCAGCAAAGAAAAUAUCGUACGUCUUCAAGUAUAACAAAUACAUCAUUGAAAACAAGCUCAAAAUCAGGAGUACAAACACAAAUUAAACCACGAAAAAAAUCUACUACUAAAUAUACUAUAAAUAGUUCAACCCAAUCAAAUUCUUCAGAUUCAUUAAAAAAAAAUCAGACUGAAUUUAGUCUUAGACGUUGUUUUUGUACUCUUAAAUUAAAAAAGAAGAAACGCAAGCUAAGAUCAUCGAUAUCCAAAAAAACAACGUCUUCUUUCUCUACUCAACACUCAGACAAGCGAGACCAUAAUAUGCGAAAUAGACAAACAAAAUCUAUUGUUGGGGAACAUGACAACGUACCUAAGGAAUCACUGGUAUCGCCUACUGAAUGUGAGUGUGAUACAGAAAUGAGAGCACAUCAUCGCAAAGAAAUUAAAAGAAAUAGAAAAUUAACUAAUACUGAGAAGAUCCCCCAGAAAUCUACCACUAGCUUAAUUUUCGAACGCAGUCCUCAUACUCGCCAAGAAAAAACUCAGAGUGAAAAGAGAAAAAUGAAACAUGCGUACGCAAAGGCAGUCGAAGUUCAUAGACCCAGUGUUAAUGAUAUGCCGUCACAGGUAGUUAAAAGUAAUAAAACGAAACCCACCAACACUGAGGCGUUUUGGCACAAAUGUUUUUGUACUCUAAAAUUCUUUAACAAAGAUAGUUCAAAAAAACACUCGGGCAUUAUAAUUCAACCGCAGAAAAAAAAAGAUGUUAUUGUGAGAGUGCAUAGUAGAAUGACAACAAAUCACUUGGAAAAUAUGAAAUACUUUCAUGAACCUUCUAGACUCUCAUCAUUUGAAUGCGAACCUGGUAUUUGCAGUCCAGACCAAUGUAAUCCUCAGGAAUGUAAAAAGUUUAUUAAAGCUCGUCAUGCAAGAUCCAAAAAUAAAUAUUCAGAUACAAGCUCAAAGAAUAUAGUACUUAUUCAUGAAAAUCCAAAACUUUUGCCAUAUGAAUGUGAACCGGGUGUUUGUAUUCCAGGUCAAUGUAAUCCCUCUGAAUGUCAAAAGCUUAUUAAACAUCGUAAUGUACAACACAAAAAUAAAUAUCAAGAAACAAAUAUCGAUACACGAUCAACUUAUAGUGAAAUACCAAGACAGAUAAUUUCUUCGAAGACACAACAAUCUCUAUCUCUAGCAAGAGAAAAGAAAACAAAUAAGAUCAACCAUUAUCCUAAAGAGCCAGAAGAAAAAAUUGGUUCGGGACAUUCUAAUAGAGAAACCGUAAGAAUUGGUUCAAAUAUUAGUUUUAAUAUUGAAUUUUACAAAGAACGCCCUUUAGUUGAUAGUAUCAAGGAAAGUGAUAAUACUUCAAAAGCUAUGAAAAAAGAGACACGGGAAAAGCCCUCCAGGAAACCUAAAUAUACAAGAUCUAGACAGACAGUUAACAUAAAAACAAGAGGGCUCCAAUCAACAACAAAUACAAAGCAUAUAGCAUCAUCGGCUGAACCAAAAACCAAAAAACGACAUGUUUAUGUUGGUUCUCCAAAGAAAACAAAAUGUUUCUGUACUUUAAAACUUCAUAAGAAGGGAAGAAAUGCAAAAAAUAAAGAAAACAUCUUUUUAACCAGCAGAAGUACUAAAACGACCCUCGAAAUGUUCGAACCAGGACUUAACACUUCUGUUAUUAAAAGUACCAAUACCAGUAAAAUUUUCAGACACAAGCUUAAAAGUAAUGAAUGUGCUCCAGGUUUCUGUGUUCCAAAUAAGUGCGAUCCUUACAAAUGUUAUGAUUCUAUUAGAAAUAGAGGUAUGAGAAGAUAUCAUAGUCGACAUAUCGCCACAGGAAGGGAACUAAGAUCAGUGUUAAGCAUGACUUCAACUGAAUUUAGUAGUAGCAACAAAUCAAGAAGUACUCAAUCCAGCAAUGUAGUGCAACCACUGCAAGAACACAGAGUGAAAAAUAGGCCAGAAAAAAUUGAAAGUAACUAUUCACCUUCUCGACAAGCUGUCCGGAUUGGGUCAAAUUUUAGUUUUAAUCUAGGUUUUUAUAAAGAAAAUUAUAAUACAAAUACUCGGGAGAAAACUAUACCAACCAUGUAUAAUACUGUUGGCAAUUUAACAUAUAUUUGUGACAUCAAACCAAUAAGCAUGAAACACAGACAAUAUGUUUCAAAACAUCACUUAUUACGUGCAAGUGAUAUAGUUAAAACAAACGAUAAGGUGCCUAAUGUUGGAAAUAUAUUGAAGAGGUGUUUUUGUUCGCUUAUGCUACAUACUAAAGAUUGUGGUAGAAAUGACUAUAACCCUUGUAGCUUUAAUCCUAAAAUAACACAGCUUACAGAAAUUAUACCAGGACAGAAAUACAAAAAAUCUGUUUGCAAAUUUAAAUCGUUAAAUCCAAUAUGCAUACCAACAGGCAAAUGUAGUGAAAAAUAUAUAUCGGGGCGUGAUCUGCACAUGACUAACAUCAAGUUAAACCGAAAUGAAGGCAUUGUUAAGAUUAAAAGUCAGAAUGGAUAUAAAGCAAAUAAAUGUAGUAAAAGUUCGCAUUCCAGUUAUAAUGACUUUAGAAAAUAUGUUGAAAAUAGUAACAACUCCAUACCAAAAUUGCAACAAUACAGUGAAUAUCAAGUUGAAAAAGUAUUAAAUGAUCCGACACAAAGAAAUACAAAUCCAUUUUAUAACUCUUUUUACGCUUUAAAUUUGAAGGUGUCUCGGGUACGUAAAAUACCACAAGAUCUUGAAGAUGACGAAUGUGAGCCCGAAUUUUGCGUACCAUAUCAAUGUGAUGCAGCUGAGUGCUUAAGAAGAAUAAAAAGUCGCUUAAAGUCGUGGAAGGAAACCGGGACGGAUUCACUCGAUACCACACCAGCCGCAAGUAUGACGGAUCGAAUGCGGUUAAGUCACAACUAUGUUCAAGCGGAUAAGCAUAGCGCAUUGAAAGUUUUUCAUCCUAGAAAAGGAAAGAAACGUUACGGAUCAAACGUCAAAUUAAAUAUGUCAUUUUACACACACUUAGAUGAUACAAACAAAGAACCAGGCAAACGCACAACAAUUCCUCAGUUUUACGAUGCAUACAGAAAUAAAACCGAAAAUGGAAAAAAAAAAGAUUAUGAUAGGCCAGCGCCAACUCAACAGAAACCUUACUAUGGCCAAAACGAUCAUCCACAAAGAGAAGAUAUUAUUUCGUCCAAACACAAAUCACGCAGGAUGCCAUUAAAAAAGUAUGCAGCUUCCAAAUUUAAAUUUCAAGAUAAGCAAAGAGACAUGAUUGAAGCUGCUGGAGAUGGUAAUAAUCAACAACAAAAACUAACCUUUGUACCUAAAUCCCCUCGAAAGCAACGUAAGACAACAAACGUUCAAACGGAAGCUAAAAUUACUAAAUCUAUUUAUGUUGGUAAAGAGCAUAAGUCAAUGAAUAUUGCAACAGACGAUGCGGCCCUUCAGCCUGAAGUAAUAACUGAAUUGAUUCAUUCGAGCAAAUUCCCUAAAAGAAAGAAUAUUGCAAUGGAGAAUGAGAUAAUGGAGUCCCAACCAAUUCAGUAUGGAAAAUCCCGUAAAUCAGUUCAUAUUGCGGAUCCUGAAGUAGUGCCGAAAGUAAUUUAUUCAGGCAAAUAUCAUAGAGCAGUUCAGGUACCAAUGAAUCCCAAUGAAAUACCUAAAUCGGUUUAUAGGGGUAAAUACCGUGAGAAAAUAAAUUCGCCGACAGAACCUGAAGCAUCUAAAUCCUCGUUUUCGAGUAAAUAUCGUAAACAUAUGAAAAUUCGAACAGAUCGUGCAUCUCGUUUAUCUCGUUCAAGGCGCACCAAGAUGCCAGAAGAACUCGAAAAAUUUUUGAUGAAACCUCCACGAAGAAAAGUUUAUACUAUUGGGUCUAAUAUUAACUUCAGUAUGCAGUUUUAUAAAGAGGAUGACUCUUUAGCUGUAGAAAAGGAACAAGAAACAGGACAAACUGAUGCUGGUUCAGGCAUGAUUGAAAAAAUUAGGUGUUUUUGUACAUCAAAGAAAAGAGGCACUCAAGACAUUAAAUCAAAAAAAGAAGGCCAAGGCGGUGACAAAGAGUUAGGUAAAGAAAGCAAGAAAGAAAUCAAAGAACUAGUCAGUAAAGGCACUAAAGAAGAAGUAUCAAAAAAGUCUCGUGAGAUCAAAUCAAAAAUUUUAGGUAUCAAAUCAAAUCAAACCAAAUCAAAUCAAUCUAAAAUGUUAGGUAUGGAGAAGAGUGCGUAUGAAGGUUCACAAAAAAUUGAAAAAAGUGAUUUAGUAGAUGAAAGUCAAAGAGAAUUAGAUCAAAUUUUCAAAAGUGAGCUGGCGAUUGCAAAAAAACCUGACAAGACUAGAACGGAACUUACAAAAAUAAACGAGAAAUUAGAACACAAAGCACCAGAGAAGAUCGAGAAUAUUGAAGAAAAAGUUCCAGUGAAAAUUGAGAAAAGUAAACAAAAAGUUAAAGGUGAACACGAAAUUACAGAGAAUAUCGACAAAGGUGAACACGACGUUUCAGAUAAAAUUAGAGUAAAAUCUAUAUGUAAAUGUAAAAUGCCUGUUUGUACAUGUAAAUUGCCUGUAUGUAAAUGUGAAUCCAAAAAAAAAGAAGGGAGAAAAGAGAAGGAAAAGAAAAUAGAACGUAAAAAAGGACAUAAAAAUAAAAACGCAUUAUGUGAUUGUGACCCGAAAUCUCGGCGUUUACGAAGUAAAUCAACUAAAGUCAGCUACGAUGCGUUGUCAGUAAAGUCAGAUGUUUUGAGUUACGAUAAAAGUACUUUAACGGGAGGAAAACAAUUUACUAGAAGUUUAUACGAAUGCGAACCACACGUUUGUAUACCAGGUAUAUGUGACCCGAAUGUGUGCUUUAAAAUUUUUAAAAGUAAGAGGCCUGUUAAAAAUAUUGCGGUGUCAGCUACACAAGAUGUUAAAUCAAAAUUAGUUAGUACACCUAUUACAUUCCCUUCCAUGCCUUUAGCGGCAUCAGCUAUUAAAAGGUGUUUUUGCAUUUUACAAUUAAAGAAUAAACCAGCGCAACAUAUGAUCGAGAAGUCUAUGACUCCUAAAAAACAAAAAAAAGAUAUUCAACGUCCUGAAGUACAAAAUUUUUUACGUAAAAGUUUUGGCAAAGUAAGUACACUACUCACAAAACCAAAAAUUUCAAGGCCAAAAGCUGCACUUAAGUUAGAAGCCGAGAACGUUCAGUUACUAAAACAGGGUAUGGAUAUGAAACCGGCUGUUCCGGAAUAUGCGUUUGACGGCUCCAAAUUGCCAGAAGUAAGUAGUAAGAAAAGGAAACGUCAUAUUUGUAAAUGUCACAAAAAUACUAAAGGAAAGACGGUAUGUGAAUGUGUGCAGGAAUAUCUAGAUAGCAGUAAAUAUCUGCAACCUGAACUUCCUGAUAGUUACCAACAGGAAAGAAUUGAAACACCUCCUCACAAAGUAGCUAAAUCUAUGAAAUCCAAAGCAUCAUUAGGCCGCCAAGAUAAACCGAAGCUUAAGAAAAUAGAUCAGAAAUUGUCCCUGAAGUCCAAAUAUGUGAAACGAGAUGGUUCUGAAACAAUUACAAAAGAAGCUGCAAUACCUCAAACUAAAGUUAAAUUAGGACAGCAACCUAUAUGUAAAUGUAAAAAACAAGUUCUUCACAAGUCAGUUUGUAAAUGUCAGCUACAAGCAAUGGAUGAUUCUACAGCACUAGAGCCGGAAACUCCUCUUACGGAUACAAGUGAGGAAAAAAAAUUAUUCCUUCAAAAAAUUAAAUCGAUACCGCCUAGGUUAUCUCAAUCUCUUAAAUUAAAAUUAGCAGGCAGUAUCAAAAAGAGAGAUAAAACUAAACCACGCCAACCUUCUGAAUUAAAAGUUGAAAAAACAAUUUCGGAAUUACGUAAAAGUAAAAGUGUGAGACGUAAGGAUGAAAAAGUAAAAAAUAAUGUUAUUUGUGAAUGUAAGACUUGUAAAUGUGCACUAGAGGAAUUUCUAGAUACAGAGUCUUCUAAAACAGAUUUAGAUACUAAAAAAAAGAAGCUAAGCUAUAAAAAUAUUCCUCUUAGGAUUUCUAAAUCCUUAAAGCAUAAGUCUUUGAUAUUAAGCACCAAGAAAACAGUAAGACCUAGUAAGAUUAAACAGGAAAUUCCAAAAAAGCCUACACCUCAAAGAGCUAUGUCUACUGAUGUUAAUACACUCAAAUCUGAAGCUUCUAGUAUAUCGAUUGACAAGCAGAAGAAAAGUAAAUCUAAAAGCCAGAAGCAGUCGAAAAGAAAGAAAGGUAUAUCAAUAUGCACAUGUAAAGAUAUACCAAUAUGCAUAUGUAAAGGUAUAUCAAUAUGCACAUGUAAACCUAUUAAGGAGCACAAAUCCUUAAAAUCUAAGUCUAUUUUAUUGGAACCCCGUAAACUUGAUAAGAUUAAACAGAAAAGUUCCAAGGGGCUCAAGACUAAAUCUUACGAUUCAAACACUGCGACAAUCACAAAGAAAACUAAAUCCAAAACAGGAACAAUCCAAGAGGAACCUGAACUUUAUAAGUCAACUGAAAAAUUAGGCAAAGUAAUCUGUGAAUGUCAACUUCAUAAUUUUGAUGAUUUAGAGGAAGAAACCACUGAUGCAGAAAAUUUAAGGAGAGGGCAGAGUAUUAUUAAAGCAACUAGAAGAAUCUCUCGAUCUCUAAAAUCGCUAAAGUCUCCUUCGUUAGGACUUAGCCUUAAGAAGCAACCGAAUAAGCCGAAAAAACAGGAAAUUGAUUCAGCGUCAGAAACUGAACGUCCUUCUAUAUAUAAGAAAAAGAAAGGUGAAUUCAAACAAGAUAACAUUUGUGAAUGUCCACUGCAAGAUUUUAAUGAUUUAGAGGAAGGGACUACUGAUACAGAAAAGGUAAGCAGAGGGCAGAGUAUUAUUGAAGCAGCUAGAAGAAUCUCUCGAUCUCUAAAAUCCCUAAAGUCUCCUUCGUUGGGACUUAGCCUUAACAAGCAACCGCAGAAUAUAUAUAAGAAAAAGAAAGGUAAAAUUAGCAUAGAGGCGGCGUCUCAAUCUGCAGAAACCGAAUCAAUGAAGAAAAAGCAUACAAGCAAAGAAUCAAAGCACAAACCACACUUUAUCUGUGAAUGUUACCCAAAAAAAUCUGAGCCGACUGAUAAAGGUGUAAUUUCUGAACCUCCUUCUCCAAUCUCGCCACUCGGCGACUUAGCAGCCGGAGACACAAAAUCUAAAUCUAUGAAGCCAGCACUUGGCGACCAAAUCGUACAAGGUCUUCCUAUAGAGACUAAAGCAGCGGGUGACCAAGAGCUCAAAGAAGUGGCUAAAGGAACAAAAAGGAAACGUAAAUCUAAGAAGAUUGAACAGCCUGCUACUCUUGCUGUGUGUCCCUGCUGUGGCAAAAGUAAUCAUAUCCAAUCCCUAAAAUCUCAGCCCCAAACUGUAUGUGAAUGUAAUAAAUCUGAUACCAGCUUUUUUAAAUGUCUACGUAAAAACAAAAAAUCUCCACCUGGACCUAUGAUACCUGAUCUGGAAAAUGCAUGUCCUGUAUGCUUAAGACAAAACUUAACUGACAUUUGUACCUGUGGUCUUUCUAAUGAGAGAAAGGAUGUUUAUCUCCCCGCUACCCAUUUGCAAAACGUUUGCCCUGAAUGUUCAAAGAAAAAGUUAGCUGAGGCUUUGCAAGAAGCUAGAAGCAAGCCUCCUCAAGCAUCUAGUCGUAAAAGUUAUUCUGGCGAACCCAAUGUUCGUACCAAAAUUGAAAGUCAGAAAAAAACAAAAAACAAAGAUGAACCACCACCCCCACCGCCAAUCUUUAGUAUGUAUGUUGACGCAACAAAUAUGAAGGUGAAAAACAAAGAGGAAAUAUAUCGCAAUUUAGGAAUUGGUUGCAAGGACAAGCUCGAAGGUUGCUACCUCCCACCUCUUCAAAAAGGUCAAGUAGCCAAACCAUCAAUCGAUUUGGUAAUAGAUAGAGAUAAUGCUAGUAUUUUAAGGCCUGAUGAUAUGAUGCAGUCAUUUGGAGAUGGCGAUAGAAGAAAAUACAGUAUUCCGAAAAAAGGAGAGACAAAGCAAAAAGCAGGAACAAGCCACUCAGUCGCUUGUCCAAUUUGCAAUCCAUUACAAGUUGGGGGAGAUGCCACUAAGAGCCAAGUAGAUGGAAAACAAGAUAAAGAACAUGAUAAACAUUGUACUUGUUGUAUUUGUACGGAUAAGGACGGUAAACGUAAAAAAGGGCACCCUAAAAAUUGCACAUGUUGUAUUUGUCGUUAUGGAUGUCGUUUCGGCUCAACGCGUCGGGCAACUGAUUCCCCUGACGCAGAAUCUUUGAAAUUUCUUGAUAAAAGUCAACUCUUGAAAUAUGAUGAAAAGCAAAAGAAAAAAGUAGAACCGCCCAAAAAAAAACCAGAAGUAAAAAAAAAAGUUAUGCCUGUAACUCUACAGGCUCAAAAUAAACUUCGAAAUUUUACUAAAGCUUUACAGGCACCUAGAUCAUGUUACUGUGGACUUCGAAUAUGCGAUAGAGAAAUAAAAAAACUGGAGACAAAAGCUUCUUCUGGAUUGCAAGGUGAGAUACCUCCCCCUUGUGUGUGUGGCAGCUACAUCUGUAAAAAAAGAUAUACAAAAAAAAACAAAUACUACAGAUUGUUAGAAAAAAAGAAAUCAAAGGAUGAAAAACAUAGAAAGGAAACUUUCCAAAGAUGGAAAAAGGAGGCAAGAGCUCGAAUAAAAGAACAAGAUGCAGAAGAUGCUGAAUUGCGGAAAAGAGUAUUACGUCAAGAUAAAAAGGCCAUGGCAGUACUUGAAAAGUACAUAGAUGAUAGUAAUAGUUGGGUUUUGUUAGCUGAGAAUGCUUCUGAAAUUGGCAGAUUUGGCAUUAAUACAAUGCGCCGUAUGAUUACGAGUUUCAAAAGAUGUGUUCGUCAUCCCUUAGAUGUAUGUUAUAGAGCACAGAUAGCUCGUGAAGAUCCACGUCGGGCAGCAGCUAAAGCGUUGGAAGAAUUUCAAGGUAGUGGAUAUAGCGGAAUGGCAGCGAGAGUCAGACAAAGAUGUGCCGCCAUGCAAACGUCUAGAUACCUGAUAUCAGCAUUGGAAAGACAUCCAGUCACAAAUUAUUUAUUACAUUUCCGAGAUAGAGAUCCAAAAAAACGACUAUUUAAAAGAAAACCAGAGAAAGAACCACCAGAAGUUGAAUGCAGUCCUUUUCUGACAUCUCUACGACAAAAACCAUGUCUGUGGUUAUAUCGCCUUUGCCCUUGGUUUUACCCACACUGUUUGGGUCUACUGGCUUUUUGGAGACAAUUCACUGAUGUAGUUUUAUUUUUACUAGCUGUUGUAGUAUGGAGCCCCUGUAUCUUGCUAACGGAGUUUUGUAGAACUGUUAUGUGCUGUUUCAUGUGUGCCGGUGGAGGAUAA
Molecule: messenger RNA, 10431 nt
Organism: Arctia plantaginis
Lineage: Eukaryota; Metazoa; Arthropoda; Insecta; Lepidoptera; Erebidae
Source: the annotation of a GenBank genome assembly